AUGACGGCCGAGAACUAUCCCCUCCCCUCAACACUACCAUCAGCAACCCCCGGCUUAAGCUUCUCAACUCUCUCCGGACAGGAUCUCCCUCUCUGCGUCCGACAAGCCCAGAUUCUCGCUCUGACUGGUCUGGAUGGCAUUAUCAUCGACUGCGAGCAUGGGCACUUCAGCGAUGACCAGAUGCACAACUCGGUCUCUGCCAUCGCUGCCCUGGGCCGCUGCCCUAUCAUCCGCGUGCGAGGUCCUCAGCCAGAUCUUCUCAAGCGUGCUCUGGAUACCGGUGCCCACGCUCUGAUGGUACCCAUGAUCAACACUGCCGAAGAGGCUGCCGAAGUUGUCAAGUUCUCCAAGUUCCCACCUCAAGGUCUUCGAGGACAAGGCUUGACCCUGCCCGAGUAUAUGAAGUCUGCCAACGAAACCAUCUUGACGAUCGUGCAAAUCGAGACGAGCGAAGGUGUCAAGAAUGUAGAUGCUAUUGCUGCUGUCCCCGGCGUUGACUACGUCUUCAUCGGCCCAAAUGACCUCGCCAUGUCGCUUCUCGGCUACACACCCGCAAAGGGCGACGAACCAGUCUUUGUCGAUGCGAUUGAAAAGGUUGUGGCAGCUGCCAGGAAGCAUGGACAAUGGACCGGUCGACUGGUGAAUGACGGUCCACAGGCAGCCGAGGCGUUGAAGAAGUAUGACAAGUGA
Messenger RNA from Cryptococcus wingfieldii CBS 7118, 690 nucleotides. RefSeq names its product 2,4-dihydroxyhept-2-ene-1,7-dioic acid aldolase. NCBI's taxonomy places the organism in Eukaryota, Fungi, Basidiomycota, Tremellomycetes, Tremellales, Cryptococcaceae. The coding region runs from base 1 to 690 and encodes 229 amino acids. The transcript has 5 exons. Gene Ontology annotation, molecular function: aldehyde-lyase activity. Gene Ontology annotation, cellular component: cytoplasm. The record is from RefSeq and is a predicted model, not a curated record.